GGUGUAUUCACAUUCAGAGACACUCCUCCUCUUCACAGAUAUAAAAGCAGGAGGUAAACAGAUCCAUGGGCAGAGCUGCAGCACGGCAAUGGAGAAUCCACAAAGAGGGACAUAUGACAAAUUAUCAUUAAUACCAACGUUUUCUGAUGUUUGUUCUCGCUAUAAAAACUUUGGACAAGGUAGAGAUGGAUCUAACCGAGUGGUUCUACUUUGUCUGAGUCUGUUGAACGUUGUUCUGCUGAUAGCUGCUGUUGUUAUCGGGAUUAACUGUGCCAAAGUCAGAGAGGGCUCUCUCCAGGUUUCCCACUGCGCUGCAACACAGCUCAUCAAUGAGCUCAACUAUAACCACAGCGAUGUGAUCAAGGCCGAAGAGGAGGCCAAGAACGCGUUACAGAGAGCGCUCACAAACCAUGCACAGAUAAAGGUGAACAUUGAGCAGCAGAAGACCAUCAAUGACAAUUAUCAGAGACAGAUGCAGGCACUGCAAACACAGAAGACAAAUCUGCAGUCCAAUAUUUCGGCUUUGGAAGGAACCUGUGGCAGAUGCCUCUCCGGAUGGUUACUUCACAACUCAUCCUGCUAUUUCUUUUCUUUCACUGAGUCCUCCACUGUAAAAAAGAACUGGCCAGAUAGCAGAGCAGACUGUAUCCGUCGUGGAGCCGACCUGAUUGUGAUUGAUAACCUGGAUGAGCAGGUUUUAAAGAAAAAGAACAGUCGACAGAGCCACAAGGCAAACACAAGGAAUCUGCAAGAGGGUCGACCCCCAGCUGGAACCUCACAACCAAAAUUGUCCAAGUGAGCAGACCUGAACUGACACUUUGAAGAAGAAAUCAUCAGGUGUCAUCACAUCAAGUCAACCGUCAAAUCUCUCAGAAAAGUCUCUGAAUUGUUUCUUUUAAUACCUUUUAAGAGUUUUGUUACAGACCUCUUGUCUACAUUGUUUUUAAUAUAUAACAUAUUAACUAAACAGAACUGUCUAAGAUAGUUUGGUCUCUUAACAAGCGCAUGUAAAUAUCAACAAAUAGCUUUAGUGUAGUGUAUUAUAGCGACUGUACACGCAAAACAAAAGACAGCUGUUAGUUUUAUUUAUGGCGUUUAAACAAAGAAUGAAGCAACAGUGCGACUGUAAGAAAAGAGUUUAUACAACUGUUACAUCAACUGUUGAACAAAAUAAACCAUAUUUUUAAAUGCUGUCAACACACUGUAUAAAAAAGAUCCCCUAAGGCACAGCAUUGUCAUACUUGCACUAGUUUUGGUUUCAAUAGCUUGCUAAGGCACUCUGGCUGUAUUAAAUGUUGCAUUUUACUGCAGGAAAAUA
This is a messenger RNA of Cottoperca gobio, 1318 nucleotides long. Its product is annotated as CD209 antigen-like. Lineage: Eukaryota; Metazoa; Chordata; Actinopteri; Perciformes; Bovichtidae. Bases 89 to 799 code for a protein of 236 amino acids. The record is from RefSeq and is a predicted model, not a curated record. The transcript is spliced from 5 exons.